This is a messenger RNA of Exophiala bonariae, 936 nucleotides long. RefSeq lists its product as uncharacterized. Lineage: Eukaryota; Fungi; Ascomycota; Eurotiomycetes; Chaetothyriales; Herpotrichiellaceae. The record is from RefSeq and is a predicted model, not a curated record. The coding region runs from base 1 to 936 and encodes 311 amino acids. The transcript has a single exon.
AUGUGCCGUGUCAAGCAAUUCGCCUUCUCGUGCGGUCAUCCCGCAACAGAGUCAUUCCGGUAUCGACUUUGUCAAGCACCUGGUACGGAAACAUGUAUGGUCAUAGACGAUCGAUACGACCUGAACUCUCCAUGUCAUCGGUGCAUACGCUGGGAAGCUCGCCGUACUACACAGAAUUUUCAGGAAAUUGAGAACCUGACGGCAAGAGGGUGGGAGGAGACCAACCGCAGAGUUUUUUACAACGGCGACUCUGCUCUUGAUUUCGAAUGGCAUGUGCCAUCAAGGUGCUUUAUAGAUGUUGGCUUCCGGAGUCUCGACCCUUUUGGAGACGACAAGAAGAAGCAGCUUCGUUUGGCAGCCACUGGCAUGACUGAGACACGGGAGGAAGAGCGUCAACUCGCACCAGACGAGUUGGAGGAUGAUUCCAUGGAAGGUCACUCAGGUGACAUGAUGGAGAUUGAUGAGCAACCAGUGGCAGAGGAACGGCGGCCACUCUCCAUUAGACUCCUUUGCAUCCCGCCGUCGAACAUGGAGCAACAGACUUCGACUGAGGAGCAGCAGCAGCCUCGCAGAUCAAGCAGACUCCGUCGCAACAAACUAUCGACUGGAGAGCAAUCGGGCCCGUCGACCAUCAAGCAGAAGCGCCCAGUAUCGAUAAAGCUUCACUGCAAUCGGCCAAAGAGAGUAAAGAAGCGGCCUCGGACCUCGAUCAAGCUCAACUGCAAGCGAAGCCCGACUAAAGAGCAGCAAGGACAGUCGAGCGAGAAAAUGCCACCUCGCAUAUCGAUCAAGCUCAAUUGCAGCUGGCUUGGAAAGGUCGCCCCUUGUUGUGUUCGUCAAAAACAACAAGGACCAGAUUACGCGACGAGACCGGAGGACGUGGAGGAACGGCGCGAGGGGAGACUAGCCGGGAAUACCUGCACGUCAGGAUUUUGA